UCGACGGAACAACUCGAAAUGUGAAAGUGUUCCAGGAUGUCUCUGCACAGAUGUCCGCGGAUUUUCGAGGACUUUCCUGCAGUGUAGGGAAAAAGAGAUGAAGAGUGAAUAUCGCCAAGUAAAGGACAACAAUAACACGAGUGGUGCGGGUAGGAAACAAUGGAAGUGGUUCGACUUGUUGGACCAGAUUUACGGCCAUAGACCGGCCAACGUUGGGAGGGAGGGAGGCCUGGACUCUGCAACGGCUUUACUGGAGUCCCUGCAAGAUGAUUACAUUGGGACUAGUGAGGAAGAACAUUCCCGAACAACGGGUGAUGGCAGUGUUCCGUCCACAACAUCGUCAUCGAAUCCAGAACGGACCCCAGCUCGACCACAGACACCAGCCGAAGAACCGACACCAACUCAACCACCAACGCCGAGUGCCAUCACGACACCGCAGCGUGUGGUUCUAGGCAAGAGGAAACGAGGAGGAGAGGAUCGGGCCCAGCAGGAACGGCACCAUGAACAGCACAUGGCCCAGCAGGAACGGCACUUGGACUGGGCCAAAGCGUCUGCUGAGCGGAGAUGGGAGUUGGAUGCGGCCUUGAGAAGGGAGGAGGCCGUCUUGAGAAGGGAGGAGGCUGCUCAAGCAGAGACCUUCAACCUAGCCUUCCUGCGCACUCUUGGCGAGGUGCUAGGGGGACUGGGCAGCCGACGUGGCCCGUCUCCUCCGUGA
This is a messenger RNA of Gymnodraco acuticeps, 715 nucleotides long. RefSeq lists its product as uncharacterized. The record is from RefSeq and is a predicted model, not a curated record. The transcript has 3 exons. Bases 98 to 715 code for a protein of 205 amino acids. NCBI's taxonomy places the organism in Eukaryota, Metazoa, Chordata, Actinopteri, Perciformes, Bathydraconidae.